Molecule: messenger RNA, 2451 nt
Organism: Phycomyces blakesleeanus NRRL 1555(-)
Lineage: Eukaryota; Fungi; Mucoromycota; Mucoromycetes; Mucorales; Phycomycetaceae
Exons: 9
Coding region: 1-2451 (816 amino acids)
Source: RefSeq, a predicted model, not a curated record
AUGGUGCCACGAAUUGCAAAAAAACCAAAGCAUGCAAGAGUGACAUUCUUUGCUUCAAAAGUCCACGGCCAAACCACCUUCAAGUGCAAUCUUAGACGCCAUCUACAAAAGUUGCAUGUGUCAGAAGAUUUCACAAACAAUGGCCCAAUUGAAAAUCUCAACAAUGUUCAUGAUUGCGAAAUCAAUCAAUCUUCUGUUCCUGAAAAUGGAGAUUCAUUGUGUGAAGACAAAGACACUGAUUCCAUUAUAGGAAAUAUGACGGACACCAAGCUUGACAACGAUUCCAGCAAAAUUAACAAAAGUGUCAGUGAAACUGACAAAUCUGAUAAUGGCAGCAAUAUUGACAUGGAGGAAAAUAGUAUGAUGUCUUCCAUAACCAAUCUUGACUCACCCGUGGAUGAAGAUGUUGAUCAGCUCAACAGCUUACUUGAAUCAUGCUCAACCUGGAAUUCUAAUACCUCAACUACUCACUCAUUCCCAGACCUUCAGGCAAUGGUGUUACUUGCUCUGCUAUCCCGUUUGAAUGCACUCUUGAACUACCAGAGCAGAAAGAAGUACAAGCUCCCUGUACUUACUUCAACAUCUGUGAUGAUUGAUUUGCCCAAAAACAAGUCUGUCUUGGCAUAUGUAAACAUGCCCUCAGAUCACUUGAAGUUACUUGCCACAAACCCCAUGAAAGCAAAGUCCAUAUUUGCUAUACCUGAUUGUAUGUCAGACCAGUUCAUAUGCUUACAGCAAGACUUUUGGUCUGGGGAUGUUGUUGAGUUUGCUGGUGGCCCUGCCAAUGCCCAUUUCUUAGUAGAGUCUUUUCAUAUGAUAGGCAUCUCUGCUGUUAUAAGAGUCAAGAAAUUACUCUGGGUUGAUGCUUCUCCUAUCAAUAUUGAUUUUUGCUUCAGUAUGUCCUCAGGGAAGAUUGACCCCAUACUUCCAGUUCACCGGUCCUUGCUCCUAGUCCCCCAUUUCCUGAAAUGGUGUAUCACUCAAGGUCCUGACAACCCAAAUAACGAAAACCAUUUUUACAAGGUCAGGAUUGCUCCAAUAACACUCUUUACCGAUGACACGUCAGGAAGCCGGUCGAAGCAGUACGAUCCUUACAAAAGUUGGUCUAUGAAGUGUGCAGCUCUUUUCUUUAAAGAGAGGUCUUCAAUAGAGAACAUCUACUUCCUAUCUGCAAUCCCAAAGAAAGAUGAUGCAAGUGGAAUGUCAUUACUCCCUGUCUUUGUCAAAGCCCUCACGAUGCUUGAAAACAGACUGGUAAUGUUCUUGGCUGAAGACAACAAACAUGUCUUAGUCGUAGCACCACUUUUUUGGAUUGAGGCUGACACACCAUAUCAUUCCAAAAUAUGUGGUUUACAUGUCCCUACUUGUUUGUAUUCAUGCCAUAAAUGCUACAUAAUGUUACAAAGAACCACGGAAAAAUUGAAGAAUAAGAUACACUAUAUGGGUAGUCAUGCUAGCAGAACCAAGGAAUAUUACCAGAUUGCUGCAUCUACCCCAGAUAGAAGUUCAAUUAUACCAGAUGCUCCCUCAACUGGUAAAAACUUUAAGGCAAGUGAACUAAGCUUCAGAUAUAGGGCAACGGAUAUACUUUUACAUCUGGAUUCGUUUGAUCUAUCGACCAAUACACCUAUAGAAAUACUACAUAACAUUCUUCUUGGUGUUGCAAAGUACUUGGUGACCGAUUUGGUAAAUGGCGUUCUAAAGGGACACCCCGGUUUACUGAACAAGCUAAUGAACUCUUUGAAGGAGUAUAGGAAAUCUCAAGGUUUAUCACAAAAGUUUGCUAGACUCCUAGGACAUUGCAGCUUGUUCCUUGGAAGAGAUUUUAAGAUUCUUAUACAAAUCCUUCCCAUUGUCUUGGCUACCAAGUUUAAUUGUGGUAUCAAGAGUCAUAAGUCAUAUACCUUGAAGCCAAAAGUAUAUCUGCUCACGCAUCUUCUUGACAACUUUUGGAGAUUUGAAACUGCUUUAUAUUAUGAAACCAAAAAAAGGUUAAACAUCUCAAGAGACAUAUGUCUCAAGUUUGCCAAGCUAGCAGUUAUGAGACACAUCAUUGAUGAUGUCUCAAAGUAUUUCUAUACAUCUCUAUUCUCAAAUAUUUUAUUUUUCUAUUGUUUCGUACCUGAAAUACCACAUCUCUCACCUUGUAAUAAUAUUUUUGGAGUAUUCGCACUCAAGGAGAGUAGAGACCAGCCAGUUCAUUAUAUUAUUGAAAAGGUCUCCUCUCUGAGAGUAGAGCACUACAGAGUUGAGAGUAGCGUUCACAGUCAAGAGAACAAUUUUUUCCUGACACAAAGGUUCUCUAAUAAUCUAACUACUCUACUCAAUCAAUUGACAAUGAUUUGCAAACUUGAUAUACACAUUCAUUAUGAUAGCAAUCUUGUAAUUAAUCUCAACAAGCUCGGAUCAUAUUGGUUUUUUGCCUCCCAGGUAUACAAUAGGUGGUAUUAA